ACCUCCUUUUAUUUGUAAAAUGUUAGUCUGGGACAGCAUCUACUUUAAAUGAAAAUCAUGGCAAUUUUGCAUUAUCGGUUACUACAUGUACUAUUCAUUUUGUCGCUGGUAUUCGCUGCAUCCGCUUCCAAAUUAAAUGUGCCACGAGUGUUGCUACCAAUUUUUAAUGACUUUUCUACUCAAUUCGUUUUGGAAGCGACCGAGGGUGGCUGUUAUAGAUGGAGUACUACUCGUGCCGAUAUUAUACAGUUGACGCUAAUUGGUGAAAAUAAAGAAUUAACUUGUUCUACCAAAGUUGUAGUUAGUACUAUAACGAGGGAGGCAGCUAGAAAUAUUGCCGUCGUCCUGGCAGAAGAUAUUAAUACAAAACAAAAUUUAAGAUGCGACGUUAUAGUAGAUGUCAUUCAUUCUUUAGCCAUAUCAACAACAACCAAAGAACUCUUUAUGGAAGAGGCUCCAGAAAACUUUGAAGUCAAAGCCUAUGAUGAUCAAGGAAAUGAAUUUUCUUCGUUGGAGAGUAUUGAGUUUGACUGGACCAUUAUACCACUAGGGCCCAAUAAAGAUAAUGUAAUCAGAUAUAUUACCUACAGAGACUCACCUUAUGAAACUCCUCCAGCCAUAGAAGCCUUGGAAAAUCAAAAUAAAAAAGGUUAUUCAAUUUUACUUGAAGGCGUUAAGAGUGGAUCCGCAAAGGUGGCAGUGCGGUUGCCUUAUCCCGAAUACAAACACGUUGCGGCGAACGAGGUGCAACUGAUGAUCGUAGCCAACCUGCUAAUAUCUCCUGCGGAGGUUUAUGUCAUGCCCGGUGAUGUCGUGUCCUUUAAAAUAUUUUUUUUGAACGGCGGUAGAAUGGAAGAAAUAACAUUACCGGACUCGCAGUACUACAUAGAAGCUGAAGAUUCGGAGAUUGCUUCAUCUGUAAAGAACACCGGGAGCGUGACCGCCUUGCAAGAAGGAAAAACUAGGAUCGUCUUAAGGGAUCGAAAUAUCGGUAAAGAUGAUCCAAUGUUGAAACUCCCCGCGGCCACGAUUCACGUGUCCGCACCUGAAUACAUCCUGUUAAAUAUUUUACCCCACAAAAAUUGGGCCGUUUUGAUUGAACAGCGACACGAUAUCAUCGCGGAGGUGUAUUCGAGUACGGACCACAAGCUUUAUCUAGGAGAGGCGGUUCAGGUAUUUAUUGAGGUUACACCGGAGUUUCACGUUCUCGACCGGACAGCAAACGGUACAUGGAUAUCCGGCUAUGGCGUCAAAUCUGGCGUGGCGAGGAUUCAAGCUUCUUUGGAAGGCGUUUUGAAAGGGAAAGAACUCGUUAAAGUGUGGAACCGAAUUAUAGCCAGGACCGACUUGAUGAUAUAUCCUCAGAUAACUAUCGAACCGUCGGAAGUUAUUUUACCAUGGGAUCCCACAACCCGGCCGAAAUACGAUAUAGAUUUAGUUGCCAAAGGCGGGGAUGGGAGAUUUUUAUGGAGCAGCAGUGACAAUUCAGUGGGCAUUGUUAGCCAAUCCGGGCACGUCCGUACGCUUUCGAAUGGGUUUUUCGAAGUGUCUGCAGUAAUGAUGAGAAAUCACGACAACCGACAGUCUGCAAAAGUUAUUAUACUACCCCCAUCUCGUCUCGAGAUUGUCGAGUUUGUAAUGGAAGCGGAAGUUGGGUCACCAGUCUACCUUCAUAUCGCCCUUUACGCAGAAACGUCACUUCCAGAUGGAAAAACAAUCAUGGUACCUUUUACUAGGUGCCAAGAACUUCCAUUUCAAGUAAAGCAAUCGGACGUUAAGUUUAAGCACAACAAAACGGCGGUGUUGGCCCCCAUCGGAAUAUCUUGCGGGAAUAUCGCCAUGGUCGGUUUAAAUGUUGGAACUAGCAAAGUAACCGUGUCGUAUUACCAAGACGGGACAGUGCUGGAAGAUUCGGUUACCAUAAGCGCAUUCCGACCUCUGCAGUUGCUACAACCGAGACGAGAUAUUGUGCUAGCUGUAGGGUCCUCUAUAAAUGUGGUCUAUACCGGGGGACCUAGACCGAUCAUCGGUCGAUCAAGUGAACACCAACGGGUCAUCGUGAGUGAAAAUGAAAGCAUAGUUCAAGCUCAGGACAACACUCCAUUGCAUUCAAUUCCUGGGGAGGACUUUACCGUUGUGCAGGUUCUAUGCCGAAAAAUCGGAGAAACCGAUAUAAAAUUGAUGAUCUCCAACACGCCCAGUUCUGCCAACUGUCAAACCCGAACGAGUACUCUGACGACUAGAGUGGUGUGCGGCAAACCUAGAAAAAUAACCCUGCAACCUCAGCUAAAAAUAGCAGAUACUUCGGCUUGUCCCAUGGACUUGGGAUCUGGCAACGUCAUAGUUCAAUGCACGAAAGUUAUCGACGUCGACGUUGUACUCUUUGACGAAUCAGGCAACAGAUUCUUAAACUUUACGAGUCUCAACUUGCACUGGGCCGUCUAUCCUUUCGAUUCGGGGAUAUUGCUGAGCAAGGACAGCAUUUUUCCCAAAAAUAUCACUUUGGGGACGGUCAUGGUUGCCGAUAAAAGUUUUCAGUCUUUUAUGCCUUAUAUCGAUGUAGGUCAAAUAACGAUUAACGUCACCGCUCUGGGUUAUAUAAAGUCGAUAUUAAAUAAGAAUCUUAUAACGGCAGAGUGGCCGGAAUUUUCGAGCGAAGAAGAUCGAAAUUCCGACCCUCCGGCCAUCACUGCUUCGCUUUCGCUAUUCCUCGUGGAAAACACGGAAUUGUCUUCGAAAUCCUUGACCAUAUUUAAUCAUCCCGGAAACAAAAAAACUAUUCCCGUACUUCAGGGUUCUGGAUUUUUCGAGUUGGCUUUAAGUGCUGAUGACAUUGUUGAUGUAAGAUAUGUAGAAGGCACGAAGGAGUUGGAAAUCACUCCGUUGAAGUCCGGCGAAGUUCUGGUGCAGCUUCUUGACCUUUGUCUCGUAUCUAAACCGGCAACGUUAACGGUAAAUGUCAUUUCGAUUGGCAUCAUUAGGAUUGAUAUGCCUGACAAAGUCGAGAUCGGUAAAUGCAUUCCUUGUAUCGUAAGGCUGUACGAUGAAAACGAUAAUUUAAUGGACAUUCCCGAUUUGGGAAUGAUAGAUUUGAGGCCCGAAUUUGAAGAGAAAAUUGCCAACAUUGAGAGAGCCAAGGAAGACCCCAAAGAACCUUGGGGUAAUGGUGAAAUUCAUUACAUCGUGACAGGGGUGGACGUGGGAGACACAAAACUAAUAUUCAUCGUGUCUGGUAAUGACGAAGACGUUAACAGUGCACCUAUGGAUCUGCAAGUUUUCCAACCAUUGAAAUUGCAUCCUCGCAAUGGUACAAUUUUAAUUGGAUCAUCGGUUCAAUUAAUCAUAAGAGGAGGACCUCAACCAGAUACAAAUAUACAGUUCUUGGCGGUCAAUAACAAAACCGCCAUUGCUUCGGACAAAGGCAUUGUCACGGGCCGAUCAAUUGGUACCACAAAAAUUAAAGCAUGGAGUGUCGGGAUACAUCCAUCUACAGGUCAGAAUAUUGUGUACUCUGAAGAUACUGUCGAAAUUACGGUAGUAGCUCUGCAGGGAGUUAAAAUAGCUGCCCCUCUGUUGAGAUUUAGAGUUGGCGCCACCGUCCCAUUUUGGUGUUUCGGAGUACCAGAUAUUUCACCGGUAGUCUUGGGCACAGCAAUUGAUCCGUCUCUUGUGUUUAGGUGGAGGGUAGAUGAUAAACUUUUGGCUGAUUUGACUGGUAUAUUUUACCCAUUAGGUAUAGAUAUAGGACGACCUGACAGAGUAGUUCUAAAACUAACGGGCUUGCAAGCCGGUUCUACCAGAGUAUUUGUAAAUGUAACGACACCGGGCAUAGUAGCAAACGUAGCUAGUAUGAGUACCAUUAUGUACUCAGCAUUUGUGGAUAUCGAAAUUGUCGAUGAGUUUCACCUUAAUAGACCGGUAAAUAUUCAGGGGUCAUCAUUGCUAAUGGCGCCAUUUUCUCAACUGCAGCUCGAGACUAACAUGGACUCCAUUACUAAAAUUGUUUAUGCUUUACCUAAUAAUCAAGGACCGUCCACUGAAUUAUUAGCCGACAACUCUGUUUAUCAAUCGGAAAAGCAAAUAGUGAGCCUUAGUUCGACGGGCCUGCUAAAAUCUUUUGGAAUCUUCGGUCAUGCCCUGUUGAUUAUUACAUCGAUUGAUGAACACGGUUUGAAACAGUAUAUUAAUAUUGUGGUCGAAGUUAAGCCUAUUCAAUAUAUGAACUUGAAUAUACACGCCUAUUGGCGGAUAAGUUUUAAUAAUCUAAUCACUACUAUACCUUUGGGUACCGAUUUUAUGUUAGUUGCCUCAUAUCAUGACAAUAUUGGAAACACUUUUCAUGCUGGUCCUACCGAUUUGAAAAUCAGAACAAGCAGGUGUGAUUUGAUGAAGGUAACCCAAUUUCCGGAAAACGGCUCUAUUUGGAUAAGUACAAAAAAGCCGGGACAUACCAUGCUGAAGGUGUGGGCUGACGGAAUACAACAAACCACUGACUAUUUGAAAAUUAAUGUCGAACAAUCUGUGAAACCCUUAUUGGAUCAUUUGACAUCGGGCGAUACUAUAUGCCUUUGGACGCCAGUUAUAUCUCAAUAUAAUCUGCCCGGGAGUUGGAAAAGCAGUGAUGGUGGAUUAAUGGACAUCAACCCGGCUCUAGACAUCGGUUUCGUCGGAAAUAAAGUCGGCACCGUGACGCUAGUACACUCGCUCUUACCAUCCGCUCCGAUACACAUACCCGUGUAUCCUGUCAAAGUGAUAGAGUUCUUGACCAAAGAUAAUAUUGUACUUACCAAUGGUGAAAGGGAUUCCGUUAGCAGAUUUAUUUUGGUUCUGCAAAGCGAGAAAAGCGUGGGAGUUAAAACGAACAAUUUGAUACAAGGCUGGAGAUGUCGCCAGGAUAUCAGAAAAAUGGUGCGUCCCCAAGGUUUUAAAUGUUUUAUGGAGUUUUCAAAUAAAUCGGCAAGUAUAGCGCCUCACGAUUUAUUUGCCUUGUCAAACAGUUGGGUCCCUGAAACAGGUCAAUAUGCGUGUAAGAUAAUCAAUUUAAACGUAAACAAUACCAAAGUUGCGUUAUUGAAUACGAAUUUGUCACUUUGGGUUACGACGGAGGAUGAGACCGUUGAAUCGGAAAAGCUCAAUAUCAAGUUUUUACCGGGAGUACAUGUUGAAAAAUAUAUGAGCUUAGAAGAUAGCAGCAAUACCGGCGAAAUGGUAGUCAAAGGACUUCCCGAAGUGUUGGGGCAAAUAUCUGUGCUUCCCGCAGACAGUAGUAUUUUGUAUGUCAGCGAAACCAAGUCAUCAGAUGAUUAUUCGAAAAAGUUCAAAAUUCAAUUAAUCGAUUACCAUUGGAGAUUGGCAAAUAUGGAAGAUGCCAUGGGAAUAAUUGUUCUGUCGCCGAUCACCAAGCAGCACGAGAAGGUCUUGGUGAGGGUGACAACCGAUUCGACUGGUCAAAUGUGCGGAGUCGUUCGCUCACCGAUUUUGAGUUUCAUGCGAAAUUACAAGUACGCCCUGGUUAUGGCGGUCGUCAUGAUUGUCGUAUUCUUGAUGACAUUUUACUUUUAUUCGAAUUACAUGCAGCCCAUAGUCAAUGUGAAUGUUAGUCCCGGCCGCACGGUGCUAGGACCGUCCCCAUCUCCUGGUUUUCCAAGAAACGCGAUCAAUGUAUCGCCCUCGUUGAAUCGCACGUCGCCCAACGUCUCUCCGGGGUCGUGUAAAUUUAAUUGCACGUGCGCGAGACACGCGUCACGUGACCCGAUCUACGGAGACGCGAGCACAUUUUACAACAGCUCGCCGGAGAUCAGGCGAAAUCGGAAGUACAUGUGAGAUGUAAAUAAACUUAAAUUAAUUUUUUCAAGAGAACUGCCAUUUAAUUUAGAAGAUGUCUCAGGUAUCGCCUUCUGUUCGAUGUGUACUAAAUAAACAUUUUUGUUACUUUUUUUUUUUCUAUACCGCGUCAGAAAGCUCAGAUCUAUUAGGGAAUCGGUAAGCGUCGCACACUGGUAUAUUAAUAAUAUACACACACAGGUUUACAGUGAUUUUGAUGUUUGAAAUCAUUUUUUUAGAGCGCUCUGUAUCUUAUAAAUGUUAUUUAUUCGAUGUUAGGCAGGUUUUUUAAAAGAACCGAUUUUUAUGAAAUUAAAUGUCAUUUGGUGGAUAAUAUUAGAUUUCUCUGCAAAGCAACAGAGUUGGCGCAAAAGCGGCAGUGUUACUGUGUUCGCGGCUGUUGUGUUCAUUGUUGCAUAUGUCUAGUGUUCUAGAACGUAUAAAUAUGGAAAGACAUUCUACUAUGUACUAAAAAGCUUAGUUGACCCCGAAAAAAUUUUACUGCCUCCUCUUCACAUGGCGUGAUUAAGCUUCUUAAAGCCCUAGACAAAAAUGUCUGUUUCAAAGUGUUUCAAAUAUUUGUGCAAGAAAUUUCCAGCCAUAUCUGAUGCCAAUAUAAAAGAAGGCAUUUUUGUUGGGCCGCAGCAAGACAAGAAUUUUGAAAACACAAUGACCAAUGUCGAGAAAAAGGCAGAUGGAGCAUAACAAUGAUGGCGAGUUACUGCUAGAUAUUAAAACGGGAUAUGCCCUUAAACACACAGUCGAAUGUCCGGACAACGCAGCUUUCUGGCAAAAAGACGAUUCCACUUCUUUACUGAAUAAAAAAAUAAAUUAUUUUAGAAAUAUCGUCUUUUUUUUCCUUUAAUAUUUGCAAAAAACCUUACGUUUCAGUUAUCAAAAUAAAAAGACCUGUGUAAUAAGUCGUAAUAAUAUUUGUUUACUCUUCGUCAUUAAGAAUUUGUUAUAUAUGACUCAAUGCAAAUCUGAAAUCGAUUCUUAAUUUGUAUGUGUAAAUACUUAAUUUAUAUUUGAUAUGGUGCCCCUUCGACAUAUCAACUCUGUCUCGAUUUAAAAUAGACGAUCAACUUGCAGGUGUAAAACUUUUAUAUUAUUUUCUUCGAAGCGAUCUUUAUGAGUGAUAGUUUUGGAUAGUUUUUAAUUUAUUACUAGUUAAAUUUAAUAUUCAGGGAAAAAAGUAUGAUUUUAACAGAGUAGUUUUCCUGAAUUCAGCUAAUUUUCUAUAUACUUAUUCAUCAUUAAACAUCUAGUUUUAUGGAGAUAAA
This is a messenger RNA of Cylas formicarius (sweet potato weevil), 7106 nucleotides long. Its product is annotated as nuclear pore membrane glycoprotein 210. Bases 49 to 5823 code for a protein of 1924 amino acids. The record is from RefSeq and is a predicted model, not a curated record. Lineage: Eukaryota; Metazoa; Arthropoda; Insecta; Coleoptera; Brentidae. Gene Ontology annotation, cellular component: nuclear pore. The transcript has 17 exons.